This is a messenger RNA of Penicillium concentricum, 1062 nucleotides long. RefSeq lists its product as uncharacterized. The transcript is spliced from 2 exons. The annotation marks the transcript as partial. The record is from RefSeq and is a predicted model, not a curated record. NCBI's taxonomy places the organism in Eukaryota, Fungi, Ascomycota, Eurotiomycetes, Eurotiales, Aspergillaceae.
AUUCGUGGGGCAGCGCCGAGCCGUUGCCUGGUCUUGCCGGCGACAACAUCCACUCCCAGCUUUGCGAUUGUCGACACGAUCCAUCCCAUCACGAUCAUCCACCACGCAUUACCAUCAUCUCAACAAAUGAAGAAGACCAAAAAAAUCGUUCACCGCGUCCAAGCGAGGGCUUCGGCCACCCAAAAGCGCAUUCGCGGGAGGCUCUCGGCCACAGGCGAGUGUAUCCGAGGAAAGUUUUCGGCCAUGUGCAAGUUCAACAAAGCGACAACCUCGGUGGUUCCGGACGAGUCUGAUCAAGCCAUUGAGCUCAUCCCGACAUCUCAGGAGAUGCCUAAUACAUACAUGUAUUCCGAUACCCCGCUUUGCUAUGUCGCCCCUUUCGCCGAUCUUAACUCCAAGGAAAGAAACUCGUCGUUAGGCGAGUGGAAAUCGUUUGAACAAAGGUUCCACGAGGACAUGGGAAGGCACCUCCCAGAGGAGAUUGUGAACCGACGCAGCCCAUUCCCAUUUGAUUGGCUCCCGCUGGAUAUUCGCGCCAAGAUAUGGAAGUAUGUCUUGGGCAACACCAAGGAGGCCAUAUUUCUUAGAAAGGAUGGUAUCGCACCGAAAAUCCCAACUUCCAUGCGAUUUGUGUCGCUCGACUUGAUGUCGGAAGCUUGGUUUGCAUGGAUCAAUUCAAUGAGCAACCGGACUCUGGUGGUGGUGGACUUCCCACGGCACGCCUACCUUGGCCUACCCUGCCCAAUUCUUCGAGAUCUGUCGACGGUCCGCCUCCGAGCACUCAAAUUCGCACUGGGCGACAAGGAUGCCGAGAAGGCCACGAGGAGAAACCGGCAAUUUGUGAGAUUUAUCUCAAAGCACAGAGAUGAUGGCUUCCUCGCCAUUCGCACGUUGAUUAUUGAAUUGCGAAAGAACUGGACAAGCGGUGGCUUCACCGAGGUCGACCUCGCCGGCCUUCUGAGCUGCGGGGCCUUCGCUCACAUUGAGCGAAUUCGCAUUCACGGAUGGAUCAGAAGUGAGAGUUUGGACCGGCUCCUGAAGCGAGCCCAGCGGACGGCCUAG